AUGCGCAGAGAUGUCGGGACCGCGCCGGUGCUCCCGCCUCCCUCCCGCACAGCUCCGUCUGCCGGGCGCGCCCCGCCACUGCCGCCGCCCAUCACCCGGCCUGGGGGCGCCGGCACCGCCGGGGCUGGGGCUGCUGCUGAGGGUCCCGAGGGGGAAGCUGCACGGCAGUGCCAGGGCCCCCCACCCCCUGAAUUGCACAAAGCAGCAACACCCGGAGAGAGGAAGCAGGAGGGAGAUGCCCGCUGGCACCCAAGGCUCAGCCCCCAGAGGGAUUUAAGCACCACCACCCCGAGCAGCCCCAGCAGUGCUAACAGUGGCCUGCUCUGCACCGCCAUGGUCAUGGCUGGGUUCUUCAUCAUCAGCCUGGGAGGCUCCAUCCUGCUCCCAGCACUGGCCCCAGCAGGCACCCAGGGGAGCCGGAUCAUCGGGGGAAAGGCAGCAGCACCCCACUCCCGGCCCUUCAUCGCCUCCAUUCAGAUGGACGGGGAGCACGUCUGCGGGGGCUUUCUUGUGUGGCCCAAGUGGGUGAUGACGGCUGCCCACUGCAUCAUUCCCAGGAGCAGCCCCUCGGUGCGUGUGGUGCUGGGUGCCCACCGGCUGGAGGAGCCCGAGGCGUCCCAGCAGGUCUUCUCCGUGGCUGAGUCCAUCGCCCACCCGCGCUACAACCCCCGCUCCGUGGACAACGACAUCCGCCUGCUCCAGCUGAACGAGUCGGCCACACUGAACGAGUACGUGAAGCGGAUCCGCCUGCCUUCUCCGCACAUCGACCUGAAACCCGGCACCGUCUGCCGCGUGGUGGGCUGGGGGGACACCUCCAACUACGGCGACCGGCCCGCUGAGCUGAUGGAGACCAACACCACCAUCGUCAAGCGCAGCCUCUGCCGGGCGCUGUGGAGGGGCAAGGUCUCGGCCAACAUGCUGUGCGGGGCCAGCCGCAACGCCACCCUGCAGGGCGUCUGUGCCGGUGACUCCGGGGGACCCCUGAUCUUCAAGGGAAAGGUUUAUGGUAUUGUCUCAUUCUCCGGGAAGAGAUGUGGGGACCGCCGGUUCCCCGACAUCUACACCAAGAUCUCCAACUACAUUGACUGGGUGCAUCGCACUGUGCGAGGGCCCCGCUAUCAGAAGGGGAGACCAAAGCCAUAA
This is a messenger RNA of Empidonax traillii (willow flycatcher), 1143 nucleotides long. RefSeq names its product serine protease 57-like. Gene Ontology annotation, biological process: proteolysis. Gene Ontology annotation, molecular function: serine-type endopeptidase activity. NCBI's taxonomy places the organism in Eukaryota, Metazoa, Chordata, Aves, Passeriformes, Tyrannidae. The record is from RefSeq and is a predicted model, not a curated record. Bases 1 to 1143 code for a protein of 380 amino acids. The transcript is spliced from 6 exons.